AUGUUCCUCAUUGUUCCAGUUCUGGUUCUCUUCCUUGCGAGCGUCUACGUUCAAAGUGAGCGUACUCUUUCACCCCACCAGAAUCUGCUGCCACCAUCAAUGAAAGAUAUGUUCAAGAAGGUCAAUAGGGAUUACAACGACAAAAUAAGUUGGAAAGGCAGACUCGCGGAAAGGGCGGUGAAGGAAGCAUUCACACCGAAUGAUACGAACUCUAGGUGGACUCUAAAAGUCCAAGGAACAAGAGAAUUCGGCAAUGCUAGUAACCUGGAACAAAAGGUCGAGAAAGUACUGCGCGGGAAAAUGGAAGAGAAAGGAUUCGGACAGAUCGUUACUAGCCUUCGAGAAGGAACGAGGUACGGCUGCGGCGCUGCUUUUACAGUGCAAUGA
This is a messenger RNA of Ostertagia ostertagi, 387 nucleotides long. The record is from the annotation of a GenBank genome assembly. Lineage: Eukaryota; Metazoa; Nematoda; Chromadorea; Rhabditida; Trichostrongylidae.